ACAGGACAGAGUGGUACAGAGCUGGGAACAAGUAACUUGACUUGCAAUUUUAUCAAAGGAAAAUGUCGAAGUUGUAUUGUGUUUUUCUUUUCCUUGGACUUGCUGUAAGCUUGAGACAUGUCCGGGCUCUCUCACAAGAAGAUAUAGCGGCUAUCAAAACUGGUCUCCGACCAUUGAUAGCGGAGUGCGGCAAGGAGUUUGGUGUGGACGAGGCAGAUAUCAAGAAAGCCAAGGAGUCCGGUAAAAUAGAAUCGCUGGACCCCUGUUUGUUCGCUUGCAUUGGAAAGAAAAUGGGAAUGAUCAACGAUAAAGGAGAAUUUGACGUCGAAAAGUCUUCUGAGACGGUCAAGAAGUUUGUUACUGAUAAAGACGAGCAGAAACAGAUUUUAGAAAUUAUUGAAAAAUGCUCUUCAGUGAACGAUGAAGCAGUCAGUGACGACAAAGGCUGCGACCGAGCUGUCCUUUUGCAUAAAUGUAUGGAGCCAUACAAAGAUCAGUUCGAUUUCUCCAAAUGAGGACGUUAAAGAACAAAUAAUAGCCCGAUGAAGUUACAUUGGCCGCUGACUAUAAUGGAUUUUGUAUUAUUUAUUUUGUUGUAAUUAUUAUAAUAAAAGCAUUAGAAAAAUA
This is a messenger RNA of Papilio xuthus (Asian swallowtail), 627 nucleotides long. RefSeq lists its product as uncharacterized. NCBI's taxonomy places the organism in Eukaryota, Metazoa, Arthropoda, Insecta, Lepidoptera, Papilionidae. The coding region runs from base 63 to 515 and encodes 150 amino acids. Gene Ontology annotation, molecular function: odorant binding. The transcript is spliced from 5 exons. The record is from RefSeq and is a predicted model, not a curated record.